This is a messenger RNA of Corylus avellana, 2059 nucleotides long. RefSeq names its product Major facilitator superfamily protein (gene G3PP5). Gene Ontology annotation, biological process: transmembrane transport. The record is from RefSeq and is a predicted model, not a curated record. Lineage: Eukaryota; Viridiplantae; Streptophyta; Magnoliopsida; Fagales; Betulaceae. Gene Ontology annotation, molecular function: transmembrane transporter activity. Gene Ontology annotation, cellular component: endoplasmic reticulum membrane.
UCAAUCUUCCUCCUUCUCCCUCUAUAGUCAACACACUGUCUGAAAAGAACUAAAAGGCUUUUUCUUUUGUAUAAAAAUUUCUGUUUCAAAGUCUGUCUUCUUAAAUUACACAUUGAAACCCCAGAAACCCUAACCCUAGCCCCAUCAUCAUCUUCAUCUUCUUCUUCUCCAUCCACAGCUUUUCUGUAAAGAAAUUUUAGAUUUUGCCAACAAAAAAUAAAGAAAAAAAAACUGAACUUGUACAAAAUGUUUGUACAAAGCUGUUUCCUUUCUAAUCAAUCAUAAUGCAAUCCAAAACCCAAAUCUUAACCUCAGAUCCAUCUCUGGCCCUUCUCUUGAUCAAUCAAAAUGCAAUCCAGAACCCAAACUCUAGCUCCAGCUCUAACCCUCUUCCCAACCCUCAAACCCCCUCACAAAACCCUAGCUUUCCACCAAACCCUAGUCCUAAUCCUCACAUUCUUCGCCUACGCUUCCUUCCACGCCUCUCGGAAGCCCCCGAGCAUCGUCAAGAGCGUGCUCGGGCCCGAAAUUCAAUCAAAUUCGACCCGAAUCGGAAACGAAUCGGGUUGGGCCCCGUUCGAUGGGCCGCAGGGUACCCACCGUCUCGGCGAGCUCGACCUCGCAUUCCUCUCGUCGUAUUCGAUCGGAAUGUACUUCGCCGGUCACCUCGGUGAUCGGAUCGAUCUGAGGCUGUUCCUUGUAUUUGGGAUGAUGGGCAGUGGUGCUUUUACGAUAGUUUUAGGUUUAGGGUAUUGGUUUAAUGUGCAUUGGUUAGGGUUCUUUGUGGGGGUUCAGGCUGUGUGUGGGCUCUUUCAGUCAAUUGGGUGGCCUUGUGUGGUGGCAGUUGUGGGGAAUUGGUUUGGGAAGGACAAGAGGGGAUUGAUAAUGGGGGUAUGGAACUCGCAUACCUCGGUCGGGAAUGUUAUCGGGUCUGUCAUAGCAUCCGGGGUGUUGGAAUUCGGGUGGGGUUGGUCCUUUUUGGUGCCUGGUGUUUUGGUGAUUGUGGUUGGGAUGGUGGUGUUUAUGUUUCUUGUUGUGAGUCCUGAGGACUUGGGGUUGGGGUUGGGGUUGGAGUCUCCUGCAAUGGAGAUUGAGAUGAAUGUGGAUUCAGAGAAAGUGGAGUCGGAGGAGGCGGGGCUACUCGAGAGGGAGAGGCCAGAUACUUUGGAUGCCAUUGGAUUCUUGGAGGCAUGGAGGCUGCCGGGUGUGGCGCCAUUUGCUUUCUGCCUCUUCUUCUCAAAGCUGGUGGCUUACACUUUUCUGUAUUGGCUGCCCUUCUACAUAAGGCACACGGCUGUUGCUGGUGUGCAUCUGUCGCAUAAAGCUUCUGGGAUCCUCUCAACAAUUUUCGACAUUGGAGGAGUCUUUGGUGGAAUUUUGGCAGGAUACAUAUCUGAUAUGAUUGGUGCCCGUGCGGUUACUUCAAUUCUGUUCUUGUUACUAUCAAUUCCAGCCCUUGUUUUCUACAGGGUAUAUGGGAGCCUCUCUAUGUUUGCCAACAUUGGAUUGAUGUUUCUUUCUGGAUUGCUUGUAAAUGGACCCUACUCUCUUAUUACAACAGCUGUUGCAGCUGAUCUUGGUACCCAGAGUUCUGUCAGAGGAAAUUCCCGUGCAUUAGCCACUGUUACUGCUAUUAUAGAUGGUACUGGCUCUGUUGGGGCAGCUCUUGGUCCACUAUUGGCUGGGUAUAUUUCCACUAGAGGAUGGAACAGUGUCUUUUUUAUGCUUAUUCUUGCUACUUUCUGUGCUAGUUUAUUCUUGAUUCAUGUGGCAAGAACAGAGAUUAAAGAGAAACUGAAAGACAGAAAAUGGUCUUGGGACAGCAUCAGCUCAAAUUGAUGGAGAAUUUCCUCCAGGCAUCACUCGUGUCUUUUUUGUAUCUUAUUAGGAAAAACUGUAUCUCACAUGUCACAUAGGAAGCAAAACAUUAUACAGAAGUUACUCGAGUCACUAUACAUUUAUGUACGUCUUUUAUCUCAUUCUUUAUUCAUCAAUAGUCUUUACACAUGUACAAGAGCUACAUAUUGAGAUAAGAAUUUUGGUUUUUUUUGUUAAUUUU